UGCGCAGCUAUCUUGCCAUACAAAAUAUCUGCGCAACAACACCGACGACUGUCGAUAGGCAUGCAAAAGCAGUUACAAAGUAGUAUUCCUGAAACGGUAAUAAAACGCUCAGGCUCAGAACGAUCAAGCUGAAGCCAGCUGAAGCCAUAGAACUUGUAACACUGGAAUAGGAAUACAAACGUCGAACUGUGAGCAACAUCCAAAGGACAGGGUAAAGAUCGAUGACAUCGAUGUAAAUAAGGACGUAUUAAAAGGAUCAAGCAGACAGUAGCAUACUACGACAAGCAUUUAUGGAGCAAAUUGACAAACUCAAAGGCAAUGAAGAUAUUGACUCAUUUGUCCACAGAAAAUCCAGCAAAAAAUCAAAGUCUAAAAAGAAAAAAGAUAAAAAAGGAAACAAAAAACAUAAAAGAAAGAGAAAAUGUUCAUCUUCAAGCAUUGAAAGCGACGACAGCGCGAAAUUUGAAUGGGUGGAGAAAAAGGCUCAAGAUCAAGUUAUUGAUUGUAGAGCACAAGAAAAUAAACUUAAAAGAGACGAAUGGAUGAAUGUAGACAGUUGUAUUCCAUAUUUAUCAAAGCCUAACAUGAAAUCACAGGGAUUAAAAGAGAAAGACAAAGAAAUUUUUCUAGAUAAACCAGGACAAAGUGACAGAGAAUUGAAUCCAUAUUGGAAAGCUGGAGGUGAUGGAUUACCUCAAAAUAAUCUAGGAAAAUCUGAUAAUCUGAAGAUUUUGGAUGUAAAUUGGCUAAAAAAGAGUCUUCAGCGUGCAGAGGAACAAGCUUGUCGAGACGGUAAAUGUCUAGAGGAAGUAGCUGCCGAACGUUGGGGUUCACUAGAAACUAUACAAACGAUGAUAAUUGAAGCGGAAAAAAUAUCCAAUACUCAACAGAAUAAAUCAUAUCACAAAAGAUGUCACAAUGAUAAAAAUGAUAGAAAUUCCGAAAAAAAUUUCAGUCCGAGAAUAAGAAAGCGUUCGAGAUCAAGAUCUAAAUCAAGAUCUAGAAGUAAGGAUUGCGCUGGAAAAUAUAAUACAUCUGACUACUCGUCGCAACAUUACACAAAUUUGAAGCAAACCUUUCGCAAACCUAAAGAUAACAAUGAUUAUUAUCAAAUGCCUGCCAAUAAUCGUACGAAAAAUUGGAAAAAAGAUAAAAGUGAUGAAAAGAGAUGUCAAGGUACUGAAUUACUUAUAUCUGAGGCAAAAGAAGUUGAUUUAGGAAAUAUUAAUAAUGAAAUGGAUAAAGAUAAAAACGUUGGUGUUUUGACUAAAGCAGAAAUGAAUAAAUUAGGAGCAAGGAUCAUUAAAGCUGAAUUAAUGGGUGAUGAUGAAUUAGCGGCGCAACUAAAAAUCCAAUUAGAAUACGCAAGAAAACAUAUUGCAUCAUGUAAUACCAGUGAGCAAGAGGAGAAUGUAAUUCUCACAAGAACUGAUGCAAAAGGUACCGCAAGACCAAUACAACCCAGAAGUGAAUCUAAACGAGAAAAUUACAGAAAUAAGAAAACUGUCGAGACAUAUAUUUCCGGUGAAAGAGUACGCCAUUUCGCAGAUGAUGAUAAAUAUUCUCUACAAGAAAUGUUUCAACGAGAAAAAGGAAGAUCCACAAUUGAAGAUGAAGCAAUUUUCACUAAACUCACUUCUAAGAACAUAGAUGAUAUGGAUGAUAUAUUUGAGCAACAAAUUGCACAAACAGAUUCGGAAGCGAGACAAGACAAGUGUGAUCGUGCACAGGCAAUUAAAGAACACAAAAAAUUAUCUAAAUGUAUGGAUAAUUGUUGGUGGUGCCUUGAUUCGAAAAAUAUGUUAAAACAUAUGAUUGUUACAAUGGAUUCUGUGAUUUGCUUAAGCUUGCCUGCUUGUACUUCCUUAAGUACUGGUCAUUGUAUAUUGACACCUAUACAGCAUGUGGCAUGUCAAUUACAAUUAGAUGAAGAUGUGUGGAAUAGAUUGAUGGAAUUUAAAAGGAAAUUAACAAAAAUGUUUUCAGACGAAGAGUUUUAUCCGAUAUUUUUUGAAGUAUACAAAGUACGUAAUAAAUUUUCACAUAUGCAAUUAGAGUGUAUUCCACUGCCGAAAAAGAUUGGAGAGUUGGCACCGAUAUAUUUUAAGAAAGCUUUGUUGGAAUGUGAAACUGAAUGGUCCAUGAACAAGAAAAUUAUUGAUUUAACAUGUAAAGGUAUACGUCAUGCUAUACCAAAUGGUUUAUCUUACUUUAUGGUCGAAUUUGCUUCACAUCUUGGUUAUGCUCAUGUAAUCGAGGACGAAGAAAUGUUUCCGCAAAAUUUUGCCAAGGAAAUAAUAGGAGGAAUGUUGGAUUUGGAUCAUAAUUUGUGGCGGAAACCAAAAAGACAAAGUUUUGAGGAACAAAGAAUAAAAAUGUUAGAGUUCACAGAAAAAUGGAAAACGUAUAAUUCGUCACAAUCAAAAGACAACUGAUUAUUUUGAUGACAAGAAAAAAUUAUGUAAUAAUGUU
Messenger RNA from Cyphomyrmex costatus, 2472 nucleotides. RefSeq names its product CWF19-like protein 2. The transcript is spliced from 12 exons. Gene Ontology annotation, cellular component: post-mRNA release spliceosomal complex. The coding region runs from base 291 to 2435 and encodes 714 amino acids. The record is from RefSeq and is a predicted model, not a curated record. Gene Ontology annotation, biological process: mRNA splicing, via spliceosome. NCBI's taxonomy places the organism in Eukaryota, Metazoa, Arthropoda, Insecta, Hymenoptera, Formicidae.